Molecule: messenger RNA, 729 nt
Organism: Closterium sp. Yama58-4
Lineage: Eukaryota; Viridiplantae; Streptophyta; Zygnematophyceae; Desmidiales; Closteriaceae
Source: the annotation of a GenBank genome assembly
AUGAGAAGCAUUCACGCCAUCGCACCUCAUCAUUCCGCCUAUUCCCGAACCGCCCACGCUCAAAGCAACUCUAACGUAGCGCAGCGGCGAACCCUUCUAGUGAUGGGAAGAGCUAGAUUCGACGACUCCGAAGCGCAGAGAAUGGGGAAUGCUUCCCCCGCGGAGUCCGCCCCUGAGCCAUGCGCUUCUUCCGCCGACGCCAGCGCGCCGCUCGACGGGGCUGGGCCCCUCGCGGCGAUGACGGAAGCGGCGGAAGACUUGGCUGACCUACUAAUUCAGGGGGCACGGUACGGGGACAUGGAGGACGUGGCAGCAGCGCUGGACGGCGGUGCGGAUGCUGGCUUGGCAGAUGCUGAGGGGCGCACAGCGCUGCACAUGGCAGCAGCCAACGGCCACACGGAGAUCGCCCGCCUGCUCAUCCAGCGAGGCGCUCCGGUGAAUGCAGUGAACAGGCAGGGCAACACGCCACUGCACUGGGCGGCUGUCAAUGGCAGGGACUUGAUGGUGCAUCUGCUCAUUGCUGCAGGAGCCAGCCCCUCCGCCCUCAACAGCCACGAGCGCACGCCAGUGGACGAGGCGAUUCACAGCAACAACCAGCUCACCUUAGACGCCAUUAACACUGCCGUUGCCACGCGAGAUGCUGCGAGCUUGACUGUAGGGGGCAGUCACGGCGACGACACAGGGGGUGAUGGCGAUGGGGGAGAUGAAGCCACGGAUAUCAUGGAGUGA